AUGAAGCUUCAGAACAUCUUUUCGCUCGCCGCUCUAUGCGGCAUCGGCAAAGCGGAUGCCUCCUCCGAAUCCCGCGAGGACAUCAUCGCACACACCAAGCAGGGCCCCGUUCGCGGCAUCCAAGUCCAUGACCGCGUCGAUGCGUUCCUGGGCGUCCCCUACGCGCAGCCGCCCGUGGGCAAGUUGCGUUUCCAACCGCCGCAGCCCCUCAAGGUCACCCGCAUUUCCCAGAGGCGCGGCGAGGCAUUCAAUGCCACCAAGUUCGGCCCUGCGUGCUACCAGUUCAUGUACAACACCAUCUUGGGAGACUCGGGCAAGCCCAGCACGCCCGAGUCCGAGGACUGCCUCACCCUCAACGUCUACGUCCCGAAAAGAUCUGGGAAGACGGAGAAGAAGAAGAAGUUGCCGGUAUAUGUAUGGUCCUAUGGCGGCGGCUUUGGCGAAGGGUCCAACAGCGUGCCGCUGUAUGAUCCCACCGACUUUGUCGCCGAGAGCAAGGAUAUAAUCGUUGUCACUUGGAAGGCAAAGCCGGUGCUAAGUAGCUUCUUCUGUCUGAACAGCUACCGCCUCAACAUUUUCGGCUUCCCCAACUCGCCCGCCCUGCGACACCAGAACCUCGGCAUCCGCGACCAGCGCCUCGCGCUCGAGUGGCUGCGCGACAACCUCGCCUCCUUCGGCGGCGACCCGCGGCGCAUCGUCUUCGGCGGGCAGUCGGCCGGCGCCGACUCGGGCCACUCGAUGGUGUACUCGCACCCGCGAGACCCCAUCAUAUCUGCCUUGCUGCUCCAGAGCGGCACCAUCGAGAUUCUCAACGCGCGCAGUGCCGACGCGGAUUUUGAGUACGUGCGAGUCGCGGGGGUGGUGGGAUGUGCGAACAGCGACCGCGAGAAGGAGCUCGAGUGUAUGAGGACCGUUGAUGCGGACAGGCUGAAGCACGCCAUCACGAAUAGCACGCUCAACAGGUUUGGCUCGCCGUACGGGGGUAUGCCCAUGGCGGACAACGUCACCAUCUUCACCAACGACGAGUAUGCGAAGCGCGGCAAGGCAGGCAACUUUGCUCGUCUGCCGACACUGAUGGGCAUGACGCUCAAUGAGGGAGACGCGGUCACCAACUGGGAUCCGGUAAAGGGCAUCAACAAGACCGUCUCGAGGAUCAUUACGGAAACAUCUUUUGAGUGCAAUACCGCUGCCGAGUCUGGAUACCGAGCUCUGCAUCAUGUCCCAGUGUGGCGAUAUCUGUUCAAGGGAGUUUUCCCAGAAGUCACGACCUACCCUUGGGCGAGAUCGUAUCACGGAGCGGACAUUCCCCUUCUCAUGGGCACGUAUAACCUCAUGGCUAGCAACAAGACGGUGGGCGACAAGAGCUCGACUACGAAAGAAGCCUCCCGCCUCCUGCAACACUUCUUCGCCGCCUUCAUCAAGGACCCGACCCAUGGCCUUGAGAAGAGCUACGGGCUGCCAACUUACCGACCCAAUAGUACCACGCUUGUCGAGCUCUUCAACGAAAACAAGCCGAGCUUGACUCGAGCGAGGGCGACAGACAAUCCCGCCUGCGCUAACCCGACCCCGAUCCCGUGGGACGAGACCAGCUAG
Molecule: messenger RNA, 1593 nt
Organism: Purpureocillium lilacinum
Lineage: Eukaryota; Fungi; Ascomycota; Sordariomycetes; Hypocreales; Ophiocordycipitaceae
Source: RefSeq, a predicted model, not a curated record